This is a messenger RNA of Neltuma alba, 559 nucleotides long. RefSeq lists its product as uncharacterized. The record is from RefSeq and is a predicted model, not a curated record. The coding region runs from base 127 to 333 and encodes 68 amino acids. NCBI's taxonomy places the organism in Eukaryota, Viridiplantae, Streptophyta, Magnoliopsida, Fabales, Fabaceae. The transcript has 2 exons.
AGUAAGAUGCUCCGGCUUUAGUCUCCCUUGUGAAUGCUCAUUCCCAUAUUGCCUUAAAUUAACGAAUUUCACUGUACUGAGACGGGAAAAAGCAGAAAAGAGCAGCAAGGGAAGGAGAAGAUUAUCAUGGUAUUUUACUGUUUUCUGGUGGACCAAACACGACAGGUGCUUCACAGUAAGCCGGCGGCGGGGACGUGCUCGCGGUGUGGCGGAGGAGCCAAGGUGGAGGACAUAAGGUCGGCGACCAGAUUCUGUUAUGUCCCAUUUUAUUGGAAAUCCUGGAGAGCCGUUGUCUGCACUUUUUGUGGAGCCGUUCUUCGUUCUUACCGUUAGAGAGAUACCAUAUGAUUCCCAUUUUCCAACCACGUGCGCACUUUAACUUAAUUUCUUUUCCUCAGAAUCUGUCUGUGGCUUGAAACCAGAAGCAGAAACACUUGAAGAGAGAUCACAGCUUGCCUUGGUCAUGUUUCCCUAUAAGCCGGGGUAUUCUUCUUGUAGAGGACAUGUAAUGUAUUAGUUUGCUUUCUAGGUAAGUAUAUGAAUAUUUGAAUGUAGUCAA